AUGGAUUUCGGUCGAUUCAAUUUCAAUCGAAUCUGGAAGAAGGGGUUUGAAGCUCUCGAUGGUGAGACUAGAGACGUUGUAUUCGUCAGGAGAGUCUUGAGAUCAAGAUUGAGCCAAGGAGCACAAGAAGAAGAAGUAGAAGUAGAAGCACCUUUGACCCAUGCUGAGGCCUCCCGUGGUGCCACCAUACUCAGAGCCUUGCCGGAGCACGACAACGUGAUAUCCUAUAUCACAAGCGGCGAGGUAGGGCCCGAUUUUUACUGGGUGGUGGAAUUAUUUGAUAAGAAUAUGUUCGAUUUCAUCUACGGACAUCCUCACGAAGUGAACAUGUCGAUUAUUCACAUCAUCAUGCGUGCUUUGCUGCUGGAGGUGGAACAUCUCCACGCGCAUGGAGUAGUCCACCGCGAUUUGAAGCCUACAAACGUGCUUAUCAAUCAAGUCACGGCUGAUGUGAAGAUAGGAGGCUUUGAGCAGGCCAGACGUACCGCUGGUUUUCCGGCUCCCCACCCGGAAGAUGCUUACUCGCCGGUGCGUUGCACUAGCACAUGGUACACGGCACCUGCAAUGGUGGAUCCAGGAUUCAAUUGUUGUCUAGGCUAA
Molecule: messenger RNA, 600 nt
Organism: Rosa chinensis
Lineage: Eukaryota; Viridiplantae; Streptophyta; Magnoliopsida; Rosales; Rosaceae
Product: MAPK/MAK/MRK overlapping kinase
Exons: 1
Coding region: 1-600 (199 amino acids)
Biological process (GO): regulation of G2/M transition of mitotic cell cycle; regulation of gene expression; protein phosphorylation
Cellular component (GO): nucleus; cytoplasm; cyclin-dependent protein kinase holoenzyme complex
Molecular function (GO): cyclin-dependent protein serine/threonine kinase activity; ATP binding; cyclin binding
Source: RefSeq, a predicted model, not a curated record